AUGGCGGAAAAGGAGUCUAACCAUGAUGAUUGGUUCGCGAGCGAAAACGAAAUGACCAAGCUUCGCAUCAAGAUAGAUAUGAACAAGAAUGCUGCAAAGGCACUUAUGCAGCCAGAGGCGGGUUUGUCUUUAGACAGCAUCAACCUACAGUACUAUGUACAAAAAGCUGCUGCCCACACGAGAACUCUACGUCGGGCGCAAACGCAUCACACCAUGAUGGAGAAUGUCAAGCAGGUUGGUCAGGAGAUGAAACAGAACGCCUACCUUACCAAACGUUUGUGGAAGGAAAUGAAACAAAUCAAGAGAGAGAGUAAGGAGUUGGUGCCAGGCAUGAAAGACAUGGAAAAACAGCUGAACAUUAUGGGGUCAGUCAGCGAAAAGGCGUCAAGGAUGGCGGGUAUGGUGGAUGACGUGACAAAUGAAAUACAUGACAGUACGUCUAUUGAUAUCAAUCACGAUAAUGUCAGCAACCCAGACUACGGGUUGGUGGCCAAUGAUGGAUCGCGCGAGAUUCUAGAUGGAUUGGUGAGAGACGUGAUGGGUACUGAGAGACCGGAUAUUACGCAUUCCUUUAUAGAAGAACUGUCAAAACCUGGAUUGCGGAUUGAUGUUCCUAUUGAAACACCAGGCCUACUACCUGAAGUACCCGGGGAUGCGCUCAAAUAA
Messenger RNA from Branchiostoma belcheri (Belcher's lancelet), 666 nucleotides. RefSeq lists its product as uncharacterized. NCBI's taxonomy places the organism in Eukaryota, Metazoa, Chordata, Leptocardii, Amphioxiformes, Branchiostomatidae. The transcript has a single exon. The coding region runs from base 1 to 666 and encodes 221 amino acids. The record is from RefSeq and is a predicted model, not a curated record.